AUGCAGCAAGACCCGAAUUCCAGACCCGCCACUGGGUAUCCAUACCCGUAUCCUUACCCGAAUCCGCCGCCACAACCCGCCGCAAACGGCUACCCUCCCAACGCCGGAACCGCCUACCCUCCUUACCAAAACCACAACCCAUACUUCGCGCCGCAGCAGCCGAGCCCACGCGCCGUUCUCCUCCGCCGUCUCUUCAUCGCCUUCACGGCGUUUCUCAUCCUCUUAGGACUCAUCCUCUUCAUCUUCCUACUCGUGGCCCGUCCCCAAUCGCCCGAGGUUUACAUCAACUCUCUCUCCGUCUCCAAUUUCAACGCCUCCAACAACCAAGUCACCGGGAAAUGGGAUCUCCAGCUCCGAUUCCGAAACCCUAAUUCCAAGAUGUCGCUUUACUACGACUCUGUCUUCUGCCGUUUGUAUUACAACCGUGACUCUCUCGCCGAUACUCGCCUGCCGCCGUUCGAUCAGGAUAAGAAAGACGAGACUCCGUUCAACGCGACGCUCUCCGCCUCCGGGACUUACCUCGACGGUAAAUUGGUUGAUUCGAUUGGGAAGGAGAGAGCCGACAAGGGAAGCGUGGAGUUUGAUCUGAGGGUUGAUUCUUGGGUUAUUUUCCGGUAUGGAGCUUUUCGUCGGAGGAGGUAUGUGACGUUUUUAUGUGUCGAUGUGGCGGUUGGUGUUCCGGCGAGUAGUAGCUCAGGGAAGAUGAUUGGUUUGAGUAAGAGAUGCAGAGCUUAUUGA
This is a messenger RNA of Microthlaspi erraticum, 738 nucleotides long. The record is from the annotation of a GenBank genome assembly. Lineage: Eukaryota; Viridiplantae; Streptophyta; Magnoliopsida; Brassicales; Brassicaceae.